Messenger RNA from Racocetra persica, 745 nucleotides. NCBI's taxonomy places the organism in Eukaryota, Fungi, Glomeromycota, Glomeromycetes, Diversisporales, Gigasporaceae. The record is from the annotation of a GenBank genome assembly.
AUGAAGUUUAACACCAUCUCCCCCGAAGUUGCAGCGCAUAUUAACAUCAACCAAGAAGUAUUUGAAAACGCCGAUGAAAUUAUUCAACAAAUUCUCGUUCGACAAGCUCAAGAGAUAAUUAAGAUAAAAGAACGGUAUGAAAUGUCCAUUAGUCAAGAGAUUGUCUCGGAAAUAAGCAUAUUCAGGAUUGAUAAUGAAUUUGCAGAUGUGUGGGUAGCUGCAGAUGGUCAUAAAGACGUAAAAUACUUGUAUGGGGGCACAAGAAUGGUAAACCCUACAGUGAGCUACUUGGAAAUAAUGAAUAUCCUUCAAAAAUUGAUGCGAUACGAAAGCUCUUUAAAAAAUAGCUUAAUUAACAAAGCUCUGGAAGCGAACAUACUUGGAAAAUAUAAAGACUCUCUCCCGAAAGGAUUUGAAAAUAGCAAACCUAAGAAUCAAGAACUAUAUGCGAUAUUAACUAAUCCGACUAAUCCAUCAUUUACACAAACUAUCGAAUCGAUAUUUGUUGAACUUGGCAAGCUGCUUGAUAAUAAAAAUGGGAAAAUUAAACUUACACCAGAUUUUGGACGUUUUUCAGGAGUUGCAGACAUUUUGGCAAAAUUUACACCCCAUGUACUUGGUGUAUGUUGUGAAAAUGGUGGAUGUGGGGGAAAGUCAAGCUACUCUUCUAAUGGCGUUAUAGCAGCAAUUGAAGAAAUUUGUCCUGGAAAUAAAGAAAUUGCGAUAACCCUCAUUGGAUCAGCUG